GAGUAAUCGUGGCGGCAAUCGAAUUCGGCUUGAGCAUAUUUCCGGUCCGUAUACUUGGUUCAUGCAAUUGAUUAAAAGCAGCUGACAUCGCGAGCUAGCUAGCAGUUCGACCGCCGCAGCUCGCUCCGCAGUGAAUGGCGGCAGCCGCGUCCGGGACGGCGCUCCGGCGGCUCUACCUCUCCGCCUACAACUGGGUCCUCUUCUUCGGAUGGGCGCAGGUGCUGUGCUACGCGGCCUUGGCGCUGCUGGAGAGCGGCCACGAGGCCGUCUACGCCGCCGUCGAGCGGCCGCUGCAGUUCGCGCAGACCGCAGCCUUCAUGGAGAUUCUGCAUUCGAUUCUAGGGUUCGUGAGGUCUCCGAUUUCAACAACUCUUCCACAAAUCACUGGAAGAUUGUACAUCACAUGGGGCAUCUUGUGGAGCUUUCAUGAGGCGCAAUCUCAUGUUCUUCUAACUUCAUUGAUCAUAAGUUGGUCCAUCACUGAGGUCAUUAGAUAUUUUUUCUUUGCUAUGAAGGAGACAUUUGGGUUUGCACCUUACUGGCUCCUAUGGCUUAGGUAUAGCACUUUUCUGGUGUUCUAUCCUACUGGCAUGUUAAGCGAGGCUGGUCUAAUCUUAGUUGCCAUGCCUUUUAUGAAGACAUCAAGGAAAUACAAUCUUAUGAGGCCCAAUAAAUGGAAUUUCUCCAUCGACUACCGCUAUGAAUUGGCUCUUGUCACGGCUCUAAUCAUACCAGGUGAUGGCCCUUCUUGUUGAUGGCCACUAACGACAGAUGGACCACUUUGGCAUAGCAAUAUGGCAUAUCAACAAUUCACAGCCGAAGUGGAAGUUCCUGAAUAUUGAGCUAUUGUGUUCUCAUAGUCUAAAAAAUUGUUGACCAAGAGCUAUAUAUCAUUGGAAGGGACAAUCCUUACAAAUAUGGAUAACAUUCACUGAGGCCCUUUUGUGUGAGGAUCGUUCGAUGUGGAAUUACCAAGAGAGGAAAGUGUAAUUGGUCGGAAUCUUUGUACUUGAUCGUGAGACUUGGGUGUGUGCGUGUGUGUGGACUUGAUUUUGUAUGUGUGCUCUCUGACGGUUUGCUUUAUCUAUAAAGUGGGGCGAAAGCCUUUUUCGGUAA
Molecule: messenger RNA, 1116 nt
Organism: Triticum aestivum (bread wheat)
Lineage: Eukaryota; Viridiplantae; Streptophyta; Magnoliopsida; Poales; Poaceae
Product: very-long-chain (3R)-3-hydroxyacyl-CoA dehydratase PASTICCINO 2B
Exons: 10
Coding region: 135-755 (206 amino acids)
Biological process (GO): fatty acid elongation; very long-chain fatty acid biosynthetic process; sphingolipid biosynthetic process
Cellular component (GO): endoplasmic reticulum membrane
Molecular function (GO): 3-hydroxyacyl-CoA dehydratase activity
Source: RefSeq, a predicted model, not a curated record